GAUGGCUGAACUGGGUGGAGACCACUCUGGAAGCUGAGUGUGAGCCACAGUUUCCCUGUCUCAGACAUGGAGUGCCCAGCGUGGGCACGUUAAACCCUUGGCAGUGACCCAGUUCCUCCCUAGUGGCUGCUGGCGCUGGGGACCCACAGACGGACGGUGCAGCCACUGCCGGGGAGGGAGUAGCUGUCCUGUUAACUCAGCCAUGGAGUGUGUGCGGAUGCUGUGGCUGGGCCUGGUGUUGGCUCUCGGGCUGGGGAGGCUGGGGUCCGUGCGUUGUCAUCCGCAGCCCUGUGGGGUUCCCACACGCCUGGCUGUCCUCCCACCCCGCGCACCUGCUGCCCGAGCCCGUGUCCUCGCGUUCCUGGCGAGGGCCACUGCGGAGCUGAAACCACCCAGCAACCUGAGCCUGGAGCUGGUGGCCCUGGCUCCUACUGCUCGAGACCCCGCAUCGCUGGCCCGAGGACUGUGCCAGGCCCUGUCACCUCCUGGUGUGGUGGCCCUGGUGGCCUUCCCAGAUGCACGGCCUGAGCUCCUCCAGUUGCAGUUCCUGGCAGCUGCCACUCAGACACCUGUGCUGAGUGUGCUACGAAGAGAGCUGCAAGCCCCCCUAGGAGCUCCGACCCCAUUUCACCUGCAGCUGGACUGGGCCAGCCCCCUGGAGACACUGCUGGAAGUACUAGUAUCGCUGCUGCAGGCACAUGCCUGGGAAGAUGUCGGCCUGGCACUCUGCCGUAUCCGGGACCCUGGUGGCCUUGUGGCACUCUGGACAAGCCAGGUUGGCCGGGCUCCAAAGCUCGUGCUAGACCUGAGCCGGCCAGACAGUGGGGACAAAGGCCUAAGGGCUCGCCUGGCUCCGCUGGGGGCACCAGCAGGAGGGGAAGCCCCGGUGUCCACCGCUGUCCUUCUGGGCUGUGACGUGACCCGUGCCCACCGGGUUCUGGAGGCCGCACCACCUGGUCCCCACUGGCUACUGGGCACACCACUGCAUGCCGAAGCACUCCCCACAGCCGGUCUGCCCCCUGGGCUGCUGGCACUGGGUGAGGUGCAUCGGCCUUCACUGGAAGCCACUAUCCACGAUGCUGUGGAACUGGUGGCACAGGCGCUGGGCACCGCAGCCCUUGUGCACUCAGAGCGUGCCCUGCUCCCAGCCCUGGUCAACUGCAACAACUUGCAGUCACCUGGACCUGAGUCAUCCGGACACUUCUUGGCACAGGUCCUGGUCAACACAUCCUUCCAGGGCCACACGGGGCCAGUGUGGGUGACACGUUCCUCAAGGAUACACGUGUCCCGACAUUUCAAGGUGUGGAGCCUGCGACGGGACCCGUUGGGCGCCCCAGCCUGGGCCACAGUGGGAAGCUGGCGCGAUGGCCACUUGGAUUUGGAACCAGCAGCAGCCGCCAUUCGUCCCCCAUCCCUACCAGGCACCCAGGCCCGACCGAAGCUGCGGGUGGUUACUCUGGUGGAACACCCGUUUGUGUUCGUCCGCGAACCCGAUGAGGAUGGCCAGUGCCCGGCGGGACAGCUGUGCCUGGACCCGGGCACCAACGACUCGGCCCGGCUGGACGCGCUGUUUGCUGCUCUGGCCAAUGGCUCAGUGGCCCGCACUCUGCUCAAGUGCUGUUAUGGCUACUGUAUCGAUCUGUUGGAGCGGCUGGCCGAGGACCUGGCCUUCAACUUCGAGCUGUACAUCGUGGGAGAUGGCAAGUACGGGGCCCUGCGUGACGGGCGCUGGACCGGCCUCGUGGGCGACCUGCUGGCCGGCCGUGCCCACAUGGCGGUCAGCAGCUUCAGCAUCAACUCGGCGCGCUCGCAGGCGGUGGACUUCACCAGCCCCUUCUUCUCCACCAGCCUGGGCAUCAUGGUCCGCACGCGCGACACAGCCUCGCCCAUCGGAGCCUUCAUGUGGCCCCUGCACUGGUCCAUGUGGGUGGGCGUCUUUGCCGCCCUGCACCUCACCGCGCUCUUCCUCACCCUGUAUGAGUGGCGCAGUCCCUAUGGCCUCACCCCACGUGGCCGCAACAGGGACACCGUGUUCUCCUACUCCUCGGCCCUCAACCUAUGCUAUGCCAUCCUCUUUGGACGCACAGUGUCCAGCAAGACGCCCAAGUGUCCCACCGGACGUUUCCUCAUGAACCUCUGGGCCAUCUUCUGCCUGCUGGUGCUGUCCAGCUACACGGCCAACCUGGCUGCCGUCAUGGUUGGGGAUAAAACCUUCGAGGAGCUGUCGGGGAUCCACGAUCCCAAGCUGCACCACCCGUCGCAGGGCUUCCGCUUCGGCACGGUGUGGGAGAGCAGCGCCGAGGCCUACAUCAAGGCGAGCUUCCCUGAGAUGCACGCACACAUGCGGCGCCACAGCGCGCCCACCACGCCGCACGGCGUCGCCAUGCUCACGAGCGACCCCCCUAAGCUCAACGCCUUCAUCAUGGACAAGUCGCUCCUGGACUACGAGGUCUCCAUCGACCCCGACUGCAAGCUGCUGACGGUGGGGAAACCCUUCGCCAUCGAGGGCUACGGCAUCGGGCUGCCGCAGAACUCGCCGCUCACCUCCAACCUGUCGGAGUUCAUCAGCCGCUACAAGUCCUCAGGCUUCAUUGACCUGCUCCACGACAAGUGGUACAAGAUGGUGCCUUGCGGGAAGCGGGUCUUUGCCGUCACCGAGACGCUGCAGAUGGGUGUCUACCACUUCUCGGGGCUCUUCGUGCUGCUGUGCUUGGGCCUGGGCAGCGCCCUGCUCAGCUCGCUGGGCGAGCACGUCUUCUACCGCCUGGUGCUGCCGCGCAUCCGCCGCGGAAAUAAGCUGCAGUACUGGCUCCACACGAGCCAGAAGAUACACCGGGCGCUCAACACAGGGCCGGCCGAGGCUCAGCAGGAGCCGCAGGCCAAGAAAGAUGAACCACCCGCUCCAGUUCGCAGCGGCCCAGAGCCCGAAUCCGCGGGGCACUGGAAGCGGGUGCGCCACGCGGUGGAGCGGGAACGGCGCGUGCGCUUCAUGCUGGAGCCCGCCACGCAAGCCAAGGACUCGGACCCGAACCCGGAGGAGCGCCAGUGGUUGUGCCCCAACGGACGGCCUGCAGCCCCGCGGCCCGGGGAGCUGCAGGAGCUGGAGCGGCGCAUUGAGGCCGCACGCGAGCAGCUGCGCUCGGCCCUGCUGCGGCGCGGGGAGCUGCGGGCGCGGCUGGGGGACGCGGGCUGA
Molecule: messenger RNA, 3193 nt
Organism: Jaculus jaculus (lesser Egyptian jerboa)
Lineage: Eukaryota; Metazoa; Chordata; Mammalia; Rodentia; Dipodidae
Gene: Grin3b
Product: glutamate ionotropic receptor NMDA type subunit 3B
Exons: 8
Coding region: 203-3193 (996 amino acids)
Biological process (GO): ionotropic glutamate receptor signaling pathway; modulation of chemical synaptic transmission; synaptic transmission, glutamatergic
Cellular component (GO): postsynaptic membrane; plasma membrane
Molecular function (GO): NMDA glutamate receptor activity; transmitter-gated monoatomic ion channel activity involved in regulation of postsynaptic membrane potential
Source: RefSeq, a predicted model, not a curated record